Messenger RNA from Impatiens glandulifera, 1616 nucleotides. Its product is annotated as protein ROOT PRIMORDIUM DEFECTIVE 1. Lineage: Eukaryota; Viridiplantae; Streptophyta; Magnoliopsida; Ericales; Balsaminaceae. The record is from RefSeq and is a predicted model, not a curated record. Gene Ontology annotation, molecular function: RNA binding. The coding region runs from base 81 to 1424 and encodes 447 amino acids. The transcript has a single exon.
UUUGUCUUGCUUUAAUGUUUGAAGCCGCCACAUUGCAAGUAUGAAGUGAACUCCCCCAUGUGUGUAUCCCUCCAAUAAGGAUGAUGACAAUAUUAGUACGAUUAGGGCAGAAGGUGAAUGUAACACAAUUCCUGUUCAAGAAAUCCAAUCAAGUUCAUUCCUCAUUGUCAGAGAUCCCAUAUGGACCAUUUAACUCCUCCCUACAAAGAAGAUGGAAGAAAUUGCAAGAAACUGCCAAAACCAGGAUGCAGGAACAACGAACCAGAGACCAUAAACUAGACAAGCUAGUCCUCCGUCUCCGCCAACUGAACCGUGCACUUUCUCUCCAGCAAAUCAUGUCAACUAGAAAACGCGGUCCUUAUGUCUCACUUCAGAUUAUAUCGCGUUGGAAGAAUGUUUUAAGCCUCAACAUCCCACCUGGCAGUUUUAUUCGAAAAUACCCGCAUAUUUUCGAAGUAUUUGCCCUCCCACCGAGGAGGAAUAUGUGUUGUAAAGUCACUAAGAAGAUGAGGGAUUUGAUUCGAGAAGAAGAGUCUAUCGUUAGGGAAUUGGAAUUAGAGAAUGUAGUUCGGUUGAAAAAGAUAUUGAUGAUGUCAGUUAACGGGAAAUUGAAUAUUCAUGCUUUGAGGCUGAGUAGAAGGGAAUUAGGAUUGCCUAUUGAUUUCCGGGAAUCUAUACUUUCUAAAUAUAGCGAUGAUUUUGUGUUGAUCGAUUUAGAGACUGUAGGGUUAGUUGAAAGCGACAAAAAGGGAUUGAGAGGAGUUGCAGAGGUUGAGAAAUGGCGAGAGAAGGAAUUUAGAGAGAAAUGGCUUAGUGAGUUCGAGACUAAGUACUCGUUCCCUAUCAAUUUUCCUACUGGUUUUAGUUUCGAACCGGGAUUUAGAGAAAGGUUGAAGAAUUGGCAGAGGCUGCCUUAUGUGAAGCCUUACGAUAGAACAGAAUCAGUCAGAAUAAGAACAAACAAAGGGAAUGAUCAGUUUGAGAAGCGGGUGGUGGGUGUUCUUCACGAAUUCUUGUGCCUGACUGUUUCGAAAAUGAUUGAGGUUCAGCAGUUAGUUCAUUUUCGAAAAGGUUUAGGGAUUGAAGUUAAUCUUCGUGAGGUUAUUUUGAAGCAUCCGGGUAUAUUUUACAUUUCAACUAAGGGAAAUGCAGAGACUGUUUUUCUGAGGGAAGGUUAUAUUGGUUGGUGUUUAGCUGAACCGAAUUCUGUUGACACUGCUAGAAGGAAAAUGCUAGAGCUGAUCUUGCUUGGAGUUCGAAAUACGAAACAAUUGAGAACAAGAACCGAGAAUGAAAUCAUCAUCGAUCAAAACGAGCUCGAAAAUGAGGAGAAUGUGAAUACAAAUGAAACCGAGAAUGAUUGGGGAACAUAUGCUGGAGGCUGGGCUAUUCCGAUACUCGAUACUUUUGAUGCCAAUGAAUGAGCAAAAGAUAUAGAAUCAUUGUUUUCUAACUUGUAUAUUUGGUGUGUUUUGAGAGAUUUAUCUUAGUUUUCUUCUCAUGUGACAUUAAUUAACUUCUAGAUUUGAGUCAUGUUGUAAUUGUAUUUUGUUAUGAAGUAUUUAUAAUUAUUCAAAUUCUUUGUUAGGGUUUAUUAAGAUUUUCUUUUUUUACCG